Cyanistes caeruleus (blue tit) is the source of this 4432-nucleotide messenger RNA. NCBI's taxonomy places the organism in Eukaryota, Metazoa, Chordata, Aves, Passeriformes, Paridae. The record is from RefSeq and is a predicted model, not a curated record.
AGGUGGCUCAGCAAACUCUGCUGGGGCUGUCUGGUUUAUCAUUGCUCUGCUCCUGGAAGGGCAGCCCAGUUAAACACUCCAAUGCUCUGUUACAUCCCCAUCCCAGUCACUAAUCCUCACCCUGUCCUUGUGAGCACAGGGACAGCCAGCUCGGCCUUGCAGGGAGCAGAAAAGCAGGGAUCUUCCCCCAGAACUUUUCCCCUCGGAACAGCUUUGCCAAAUCUGGGGACAGCCAGAGCCAGGGGCUGGAGCUCUUUGGCCCCAAGAGUUAACCCCGCACCGCACCUUGCUUUGUCCCGCAGAGACCGAGAACAGGGCGGAAAAAAAAAAUAAAAAAAUCCCUCCUGUACCCUCCUAAACCUGGACAAAACAGGUUUUUAAUGAAAGCAGCACUUAAUCAUUAUUCAGCGAAUUCAGAGCGGCGGAUAUUUGAUGCAAACGCAGAGUUGGUUGGAACUCUCCCGUGCCGGCUCCCUCUUUGUCCCUCCGUGAGCCUGGGAAUGGGUGUGAUCUCCGGGUAGGAGUGUCUCUGCGGUUAAGAAGAGGAUUGAAUUACCGAACAGUGCUGUUCCCGAGCUGACAAGGUAGCAGAACAGUGAACAAAAGUGCCUUGAAACUCGGCGGAGAGCAGAGAGAAGGAGCUCGGUGGACAAGGGGCACCUGCGAGGACACCGAGCACUUUGCAGCCAGCUCAGACUGCAGGAUGACAGACGGUGACACAAAUCUCCCAACCAUCGAGAGAAAGCUGGGACUGCAGAUAUGGGGCAUAGAGAACAUGAAGAUGGUUCCUGUACCUGAAAAAGCUUAUGGGACUUUUUUUGAAGGAGACUGUUACAUCAUUUUACAUACCAAAAGGACAUCCCGUGGCUCCGCUGUGGAUCUGCACUACUGGAUUGGCAAGGAUUCCUCCCAGGACGAGCAGGGUGCCGCGGCCAUGUACGUCACCCAGCUGGACACGGCGCUCGGGGGCAGCCCGGUGCAGCACCGCGAGGUGCAGGGACACGAGUCCGAGACCUUCCAGAGCUAUUUCCGCAAUGGGAUCAUCUACAAGAAGGGAGGAGUGGCUUCAGGAUUUAAGCAUGUGGAGACCAACAUGUACAACAUCAAACGUCUUCUUCACGUCAAGGGCAAGAAGCACGUGUCAGCCACAGAGGUAGCACUCUCCUGGGACAGUUUCAAUAAGGGAGAUGUUUUCUUGCUGGACCUUGGUAAAGUGCUGAUCCAGUGGAAUGGACCCAGCUGCAGCAUUGCUGAGAAAUCCAGAGGUCUGGCUCUGGCUCGGAGCAUCAGGGACAGCGAGAGGGGUGGCCGUGCUCAGAUUGGCAUCAUUGACACCGAGAGGGACUCCCCAGACCUGAUGCAGAUCAUGAGGAUGGUGCUGGGCGAGAGGCGUGGGGAGCUCCACGAUGCCAUCCCCGACACCAAAGCAGACGAGCUGCAGAAAGCGAACGUCCGGCUCUACCAUGUCUAUGAGAAGGACAAUGACCUGGUGGUGCAGGAGAUCGCCACCCGGCCACUGACGCAGGAUCUGCUCCAGCACGAGGACUGCUACAUUUUAGACCAAGGUGGCUUCAAAAUUUAUGUCUGGAGAGGAAAAGCCUCCAGCCCAGAAGAGAAAAAAGCAGCAUUCACUCGAGCUGUGGGUUUUAUCCAAGCCAAAGGCUAUCCUUCAUCCACCAACGUUGAGGUGAUCAAUGAUGGAGCAGAGUCAGCCAUGUUCAAACAGCUCUUCCAGAGGUGGACAGAAAAGAAUGAAACACAAGGGCUGGGCAAGGUCUACACUACAGGCAAAAUUGCCAAGGUGGAGCAGGUGAAGUUUGACACCACCCAGCUCCACGCCAGACCUGAGCUCGCGGCUGAGCAGAGGAUGGUCGAUGAUGCCUCCGGGGAGAUCGAGGUGUGGAGGAUUGAGGACUUGCAAAUGCAGCCGGUGGAUCCCAAGACAUACGGGCAGUUCUACGGGGGUGAUUGCUACCUGGUCCUGUACACCUACCUGAGGUCAGGCAGACCCCACUACGUCCUCUAUAUGUGGCAGGGCCGCCACGCCUCCGUGGAUGAAAUCACUGCCUGUGCCCUCAAUGCCAUCGAGCUGGACAAGAAAUACGGGGACGAGGCCGUGCAGGUGCGAGUGACAAUGGGCAAGGAGCCCAGGCACUUCCUGGCCAUCUUCAAGGGCAAACUGGUCAUCUAUGAGGGUGGCACGAGCCGGGCUCAGAAAGCCACACCCGAGCCGGCGAUCCGCCUCUUCCAGGUGAGGGGCACGGAUGAGGUGAACACAAAGGCCACAGAGGUGCCAGCCCGAGCCUCCUCCCUCAACUCCAACGAUGUCUUCCUGCUGACCACCAGCCAAGUCUGCUACCUGUGGUGUGGGAAGGGAUGCAGCGGAGAUGAGCGGGAGAUGGCAAAAAUGGUGGCUGACAUCGUUUCCAGACGGGACAAGCACACCAUUCUGGAAGGACAGGAGCCAGCAGAGUUCUGGGAAGCUCUGGGAGGCAAAGCACCUUAUGCCAAUGAAAAGAGGUUCCAGGAGCAGAUCACACACUACCAGCCUCGUCUCUUUGAGUGCUCCAACCAGACAGGUCGGUUCAUCAUGACGGAGGUGGUUGGGUUCUGCCAGGAGGACCUGGAUGAAGAUGAUGUCAUGCUGCUGGACACAUGGGAAGAGAUUUUCCUUUGGGUUGGCAAAGCCUCCAAUGCACAGGAGAGGAGCGAGGCAAUUGCCUCAGCUAAGGAAUAUCUCAAGACCCAUCCAGCUGGGAGGGACUUGGCAACUCCCAUCAUCCUGGUGAAACAGGGCUACGAACCCCUCAACUUCACAGGAUGGUUCAACGCUUGGGACCCCUACAAAUGGAGUGAUGGCAAGUCCUACGAGGAAAUGAAGAACAGCUUGGGAGACGUGUCGGCCAUAUCCGAGAUCAAAGUGAAUGAGACUGCUGACCUGAACAACCUCAGCCUGAACAAGAGAACCCUCAGCACGGCCAGCCUGGAUGGUUCAGGUACAGCAAAUGCCUCCUCGGACUACAAAUCCCACUUCAGCCACGGUGACAGCAACAGCUACAGCAACAGCAACAACUACAACAGCAACAGCCACAGCAGCCCUGCCCUGGUGCCCAACGGGGAGGGGAUUUACUCCCGAGAGGUGCUGAUGCACAGGACGGUGGAUGAACUUCCCGAAGGCGUGGAUCCCACUAAAAAAGAGUGCUAUCUCUCCGAUGCUGAUUUCCACGAUAUCUUUGGGAAGUCCAAGGAUGAGUUCUACCAGAUGCCCAAAUGGAAGCAGCAGAACGAGAAGAAACAAUUUGGACUCUUCUGAGACUGCAGAGGGCAUCUGAUGACUCUGGGACCAAUCCCUGCUCCCUUAGGAGCUGCAGGAAAGCAGUGCAGGCAUUUGCUCAAUGAUCCCAACCCAGCACCCCAGUCCAGUGCAGUUAUUCCAGCAGCCGCUCUUCAGGGGAUGGCUCCUUUCCCCCUGCAAACCCAGAACCCCCAGAGGCAAAACCUUUCACAGGAACAGCUUGACAGGAUAUUUUUGCCUCUUCCUGACACUUUAUUGCUGAUAGCCAUGAAGACAAGUGUGUGCCAUGCAACUUCACUGUAGCCUCAACUUUCCUCUUCCUUUUGCAAAUUGCCACAUGCACAAGGCCAUGAUCUUUCUUCAUUUGUAGAAGUUUAGUCAAGACAAAGGCCAUUUGUAGCUGCUGUGUAAAUUCUGGGUGGGGAGAGGAGGGGGAAGCCCUAAGAGGAUGGAGGGGGAGCCUUCAGGUCAGGAGAAAGAUAAUGGAGUAGCCAGAUGCUUGAUGGGGUAGUCUGUGGAAUGACACCAGACAGCUCUGUCCCUUCUCACCUUGUAGAGAAACUACUCACCAAAGAACAGCAACCAGUUCCAGAUUAACAUUCAUAGCCCAGGGCAGCUAAAACACGUGAGAACCUGGUUUGGGGAAAAAAGCACUUAUGAGCAUAUUUAUUAGCUGAUCUGUCUCAAGACAAUGAUUGAAAAAUCAGGCCAGACACAAAUGUCGAUUUUUGGCUGCCAGACAAGACUCUGUCUGCUUUUUUUCUCAUUCAGACAGCAUCUGCAAUACCACCUGGCCUCCUUGACCAUGGCCAGGUGAAUGUCAGAGUCCACCUGCCCACAGAGCAGAGGCUUGAGGAAGCCAGGAGGGGUUUGGGUAUGACCUGAGGCAGAGGGUGUCCUACUGAAGCUUUUAUCAGAGCUCCAUCCCUGUGAUGUCCGUGGGGCUGAGAGUGCUGGUUCCACACUAUGGGAUCAGUCUGACUGGGGAGGGCAGUGGGAGAUGUCAGCAGUGAUUACAGGAUGGAACUGUAAGCUAAAGGAAGAAACACCACCUUAAAAACUCAGACUAUGUGGGUUUGCAGCAUUACUCCAUGUCCAACCUGAUCAGUGAUUCCAAAUAAACAUCCAGCAGCAGCA